Linum trigynum is the source of this 2346-nucleotide messenger RNA. Lineage: Eukaryota; Viridiplantae; Streptophyta; Magnoliopsida; Malpighiales; Linaceae. The record is from the annotation of a GenBank genome assembly.
AUAAAUCAAACACAAAAAUACAUUUAAUGAUAGUUAACAAAAGUGCAUCAAAUACAAUAUAUUCUAAUUUGUUUUAAUGUUAUUAACUCGUUAGUGAUUUGGGUUACAUUCCCAAUAAUGAAAUUUUAAUCAAUAAAAAAAGUGGGGUACAACUAUGAAAAUUAUCUUUUUCGAUACAUUCAUGAAUAAGAAAAUUUAAAAUAGGGAAAAGUUUACAUUUAAGGAUGGAAAAAAUUUUAAAUGGAGAAAAUAUUUAACAAGAGUAGUUCACUUCCUAUAAUUUUCUUAUUUUCUCAUAUAGAAAGCUCAUUAAUAUGCAAUUCAUCCCUUGGUUGGUAAUUAUUUCCUCUUAUAUAAAAAUUGUAUUAAUGAAAUCAUGUUCUAAAUAUCAUAUUUCCUUUUUCUUUUCUUGAUCGUUUAAAAACCUAUUGUUUUCUUUUACUUCACCUAAUUUUAAAUAGGGUAUAAACUUCACAUCAUUUUAAAUAAGCUAUCAUCGUCGGACUCCACAUGACGCGUGAGCUGGGCGCCCAGAAGGCGCAUGUAAAUUGUGGCUCAGCCAUGGUGGUUAAUCAAUUGAAUGGGGUUUUCGAGGUCAAGGAGGAGGCGCUCGAGACCUAUGUUCAAGCAAUAAAAGAGAAAGGGUGCCUAAUUCAGGGAAGUGGUGUUCACGCAUGUCCUGCGGGAGGAGAACGCCCACGUUGAUGCGUUGCUAAAAUUAGCCACCACUCUAGACUUCACUGAAGAAAGGAAGGUCAUUGUCACAAGAGAGAUGCUGCAAGAGCACCUAAUCGCAGUGUUGAGCAGUUGGGGCGAAGAUGAUGGUUAGAUGGCGCAUAUAGAAUUGUUCUUAAUCCAAGGCAUCGUCCUUGACGAUUCUAAGGAAGCGUGGCGCUCCGCUGGAAAGCGGUCCGGUGCUCUAUCAUCGAAGUCCAACUAUACACUAGAUCUCACUCGCGUGCAUACCUCUGAUGCUUAAGUAACAAGGAGGGUGAAGCGGCCAUCGAGAAGGUACACAGCGGAGCCUGUGGCAUGCAUGCAGGAUCGCGAAGCUUGGAGAAAAGUUACUACGACAAGGGUACUAUUGACCGACAAUGAGAAAGGACGGGAAGGUACACAUCAGCACUUGUCCCCAAUGCCAAGUGCACGCCAAUGACAUCCAUAUCUCAGUGGCACCGAUGCAGCGCAAUGUGGGCGUCUGGCCUUUUACUCGAUGGGUAUGGAUCUCCCAGGCCCUUUCCCCAAGGCACCUAAGCAACUGAAAUACUUGAUCGUCGCCAUAGACUAUUUCUCCAAGUGGGUUAGGGUUGAGCCAUUGGCAUCCAUCACUAAGUCCCAGGUGCAGAAAGUUCACUAAGAAAAACAUAUUCACCGGGUUUGGAUUGCUCGAGUCCAUAGUCACCAAUCAUGGCAAGCAGUUCGAUUGCAAGAAGUUUGUCAAAUUUUGAGACGAGAAUGAGGUGGUGUUGCGGUUAUCAUCGAUAGCAUACCCACAAACCAAUGGACAAGCGGAGGCGACCAACAAAAGUAUUCUCCAUGGACUACUUACAAGACUGAUGGGUGCCAAGGGUCAAUGGUAGAGGAGUUACCCAGCAUGUUGUGGGAGCACAAGACAACUUACAAGGUGGCUACUAGGGAAACUCCCUUCGUCCGUACCUGUGGCGGUGAGGUCGUUAUCCCAGUCGAGGUUAGCAUCCCAAGCUACCAAGUGGUUCACCACGACCAAUUCGAAAACAAAAGAGACAGAAUUGAUGAGUUGGAUCUAUUGGAUGAGCGUCGAGAAGUGGCCGUCAUGCACCUUAAGGAAAUGAAGAGGCAAGUCGUGAGAUAUUACGAUAAGAAAAUGCAGUCUCAUGGCAUCAAAGCGGGCGCCCUUGUACUCAAAUGCAAUUUCCGACCAGUGCCCAGGAAGGAAAGUUGGCGCCCAAAUGAAAAGGUCCAUACCGCGUUUUUUUAAGUCAUUGGAGCUGGCACAUUCAAGUUGGAGCACCUCAGUGGUAAGGCUGUGAAAAGGACACGGAAUGCACAAAACUUAUGACCAUACCAGAUGCCGCUCUCGAAUAUAACUACGUGACUUGUUAACCUAGCCGUAGAGGAAGUACACAGCCUCACGUUAGAUGGAUGUGGGUCUUUUCUCUUCUUUUUCAUGUGUGCCAAAAGUGCUCAGGUUGUUCAAGCCCGUAUUGUGUCAAAAGCGCCCUCCAUUGCAGCACCCGUAUCAUGCCAAAAGUGCCCAAGUUGUUUAGCGCCCGAAUUGUGGUCAAUGUAAAGCGCCCAAUUUUGUAUUAGUGCUCAGCAAUGUAAAGCCCCCAUUUUGCGCCCUUCAAAUGAAAAUUUUGUGCGUAU